Molecule: messenger RNA, 801 nt
Organism: Colletotrichum acutatum
Lineage: Eukaryota; Fungi; Ascomycota; Sordariomycetes; Glomerellales; Glomerellaceae
Exons: 4
Source: RefSeq, a predicted model, not a curated record
CCCUUGCCUUCCGGAGACCCAUCUUUGACAACGACAGUGCUCGCAUCAAUAUGGGUAAUGGCAUCAACAUCGACCAUCUUUCUUGUGCUCCGAAUCUACUGUAGAUCAUUUCGUACUAGAAUGAUGUGGUGGGACGAUUAUCUCCUCAUCAUGGGAUGGAUGUUCCUAAUGGCUGGGGUCUUACUCCAAACAGUCGUUUUCGAAUCUGGGUACCUGGUUACCACUCUGUCAGGCCCCAUCAUUACCCCGGCAAACUUGGCAUCCGACAAUGCAAUGAAGCUUUCCCUAGCUUUCAGCAAGACGUCAUUUGCCCUCACCUUGCUGAGAUUCACGACAGGCUGGUUGCGUCCUGUGAUUAUCCUGAUCACUUGCAUGACAGAUAUAAUGUGCCUUGUGCACUCAAUUUUGGUCUGGAGACCGGCUUGUGGAGCUGAGAGUGCGUUUUCGCUUGGUUCAUGCUGGUCAAUCAACAGCGGCAUCUGGAUGAAUAUGAUCGGGUCGAUUGUCUCCGCGGUGACAGAUUUUGGUCUAGCUCUGAAUCCAAUUUACUCGGUAUGGGAAUUACAAAUGGUCAAACGGGAGAAAGUCGGCGUCGCGAUUUCUAUGAGUAUAGGUGUGCUGGCAGGAAUCGUUGCUGUUCUCAAAGCUGUGGAAGCUCUUGAAGUCACGAGAGUUAUUGGAACCGAGUUUUCUCGCCGGCUUGCCGUCUUGAGCAUUUGGAUUCACGCAGAACCCAAUGCGAUGAUUGUUGCAGCCUCGAUACCGGUACUGAGAGUACUGAUACGGGAUGUUGCAAAAUCA